Messenger RNA from Eublepharis macularius, 947 nucleotides. RefSeq names its product squalene synthase-like. Gene Ontology annotation, biological process: farnesyl diphosphate metabolic process; cholesterol biosynthetic process. Gene Ontology annotation, molecular function: squalene synthase [NAD(P)H] activity. Bases 1 to 549 code for a protein of 182 amino acids. The transcript is spliced from 3 exons. The record is from RefSeq and is a predicted model, not a curated record. NCBI's taxonomy places the organism in Eukaryota, Metazoa, Chordata, Lepidosauria, Squamata, Eublepharidae. Gene Ontology annotation, cellular component: endoplasmic reticulum membrane.
AUGGGUAUAGAAAGCAUUUAUUAUAGUUCUAAGUUCCUAAUUUUAAACAUCGACAAGGCCGUCCAGUGCAUGAACGAGCUCAUCACCAACACGCUCCAUCACGUUCCUGAUGUCUUGAUCUACUUAUCCCGGCUAAAAAACCGAAGUGUAUUCAAUUUCUGUGCUAUUCCGCAGGUGAUGGCCAUCGCCACUUUGGCUGCCUGCUACAACAACAAGCAGGUCUUCAGGGGCACAGUGAAGAUCCGGAAGGGACAAGCUGUCACCCUAAUGAUGGAUGCCACUAACAUAGACGCUGUCAAAGCCAUCAUGUACCAGUAUGUGGAAGAGAUCUACCAGAAGAUCCCAAGCACUGACCCUUCUUCCAGCAGAACUCAACAGAUCAUCGCCUCCAUCCGAUCCAUGAGUGUACCCAGCAGUGCCCUCCUCUCCCGGAUCCAUUACUCCCCUAUCUAUUUGUCCUGCGUUAUGCUCUUAGCCACCUUGAGCUGGCAGUACCUGAGCACCGUCUCAAAAGCGACUAAGGAAUUCGUGCACACGGGCGAGAACUGAGUACAGAGCUCCGUGGAUGUGUCGCUUUCUGGGAAUUUCCCCCGUUUCUCCUUCUCCCCCUCUUUUUGUGUGUGUGUGUUGGGGAACUGUUGGAUUCCCAGGACUGCAGGGAGCAGGACUCAGACUUUAAUCGCAAGCCAGUUGGGACUGGAUGUUUUAGCCUAGAAACCCCUUCUGGAUUUUGAAGAUCUAACAGAUAGCUGCUUCCAAACUCGGACCUAAUUUCCCUUUUGAAUGAACUGGUUACAAACAAGUCUGUUUUGAGUCUUACUUUAUACUUUUUCUUUACUGCAGACUGUUUUGAUCAAUGUUUUGGACAUGCUGCUUUUUAACUUGGAAGUUAAAGAUGCAUCUUUGUUGCUUGUGACUUUUGACAGUAAAAGAAAUGUGCAAGAUAA